Nematostella vectensis (starlet sea anemone) is the source of this 3860-nucleotide messenger RNA. RefSeq names its product proteasome assembly chaperone 1. Gene Ontology annotation, biological process: proteasome core complex assembly. The coding region runs from base 39 to 875 and encodes 278 amino acids. Gene Ontology annotation, cellular component: endoplasmic reticulum. NCBI's taxonomy places the organism in Eukaryota, Metazoa, Cnidaria, Anthozoa, Actiniaria, Edwardsiidae. Gene Ontology annotation, molecular function: proteasome binding. The transcript has 4 exons. The record is from RefSeq and is a predicted model, not a curated record.
AACCGAGUGGGGAAUUGGUGACUAGUAGCAAAUCCAAGAUGGUGGACGCAUUUGGAUUGUGGGAGCUAAAUUUUCCUUGUUCUAGAGUGGACGACGAUGACGAUGAGGAAGAACAGAUAACUAAAGAACAAGAGGAACAACUAUGUCCGCAAUUUGUAUUUUCGCCUCAAUUCUCAAAGGAUGUGGGAAAAACUGAACCAAUCGAAUGUUCUGUUUUGGUGUUGGGAGUUGGAGAAGUCGCCUCAACUUUCUUGGAAGUUCAUUUUCUUUGUGGAAAUAAUAGUUCUGUUGCUGCCGUUAUAUCUGAUAAAAAGACAGAGAAAAACUUUGAGUAUCUCGUAAAGAAUUUACGGAAUAAACGAAGCUCUUUGCUACAUCAGUUAACACGCAAUAAUGAUGUUAUGGUCUGUCAAAUCAGCUCACACGUGGAACAAGAUAAAGUCUUCUACUGGACACAAAAGAUAUUCAGUCACAUCAGACCAGCUAAGGUGGUCAUUCUCACUUCAUCUCCUGCAAGCGAAUACAACUCAGAUGAUCCAAGUGAGAUAAAAACAGACUUUGUAAAGAUGAUGAAGACAAAUGCUUGGUCAAACAGUUGUGCUGGUCCAGAUAUCACCUACAUCCAAACGCCCAACACAGUCAAAGGAUUAGCUGCCUCAGUGUUAACACACUGUCAGAUUUACAAGCUGCCUGCCGCCCUGUUCAUGUGCUACACAGAGUCCAUGCAUGUUGAUGCCCAAGCUGUGGAGGCAUUCAGGGUAUUAUUUGGAGUCAAGGAUCUUUUUAGAGGCAUUGAACAGGCGCAUGCCGAGGAUGCUGCGCGACUGAUGAAGACCGUGGGCACAGGAGCGCAGCCUAAUAACCUGUACAUGUGAAGCUCAAGUUGGAGAUUCCAGCUCUGUGGAAAUGACGUUUUUCUUAUUGGUCAGGCUUGAGAUGCCCAAUCCUUACUCCUGCCACGGUCUCGAUAGACGGGAAAUGGUGAGGGGCGAACCUAACGAACGAACCUCACUUCUUUGGUCGGAAGACACUGGUUUCCUUGCUCCAAACGAGAGACUUUUAGAAAUUGGACGCUUCUGUUCCUGACAUAGUAGAGCUUGUUCAACUAUAUGUUGCUAAACUUAAAAAAAAAUUUGCAUGGAAUAACUUCUUCCAUAGUUAUAUAUUUAUGUUCAAAUUCUGGCUUGAUUGUUUUUUUUUUUUUUUUUUUUUUUAGGGGGGGGGGGGGGGGGGUUUCGUCAUUGACUAAGCAGCAGUUUUCCAGCCUGGUAUGUGUAUACUGUUUAUUUUUUCUCUUUCUUCUUUUUUGUAAAAUUUAUCAGGAUUGAAAUGCUAUGUAUCUUUGUUUACAAGAUCCUGACAAAAUAUGUCUAUGUUUUGCACAUCGACAAGGUUCGAGGAUUAAUAAUUCAGACGUAAUUGGAAGUUCUUUUGCACUUUAUUGACGAAAAAGUCAAACUGAAAGAAAAUACAUAAAUAGUAUUUGAUUAGUGUUAUGGUUUGUUUGUGUCGCAUAGUAGAAAUCAGAUUUACAGAAAUACAUUAUUUUGCUAUGAAGGCUGUCAAUGUAUUGCUCCUCGCUUACAGAGUGAGAUUAUUCAGUUUUAAACUGUUCGCUUAUCAUCGAGAUUACCUAAUGUUAUAUCUGUUGUUCAUUCAUAUAGAGUUCAAUGCCCAAAACAAUUUCUUUUUGGUCAAUGAAAUAAUCGGUCCCAUAUCUUAGUCAUUUCUAAGAGUGAACUUUCCGCAACUAGCAGAUUCAUAUCUACGAGUGAACUAUACGCAGCUAGCAGAUUCAUAUCUAAGUCAUAUCUAUGAGUGAAUUAUACGCAACUAGCAGAUUCAUAUCUAAGUCAUAUCUAAGAGUGAACUAUACGCAACUAGCAGAUUCAUAUCUAAGUCAUAUCUAAGAGUGAACUAUACGCAGCUAGCAGAUCCAUAUCUAAGUCAUAUCUAAGAGUGAACUAUACGCAGCUAGCAGAUUCAUAUCUAAGAGUAAACUAUACGCAGCUAGCAGAUUCAUAUCUAAGUCAUAUCUAGGAGUGAACUAUACGCAACUAGCAGAUUUAUAUCUAAGUCAUAUCUAAGAGUGAACUAUACGCAGCUAGCAGAUUUAUAUCUAAGUCAUAUCUAAGAGUGAACUAUACGCAAAUAGCAGAUUCAUAUCUAAGUCAUAUCUAAGAGUGAACUAUACGCAACUAGCAGAUUUAUAUCUAAGUCAUAUCUAAGAGUGAACUAUACGCAGCUAGCAGAUUCAUAUCUAAGUCAUAUCUAAGAGUGAACUAUACGCAGCUAGCAGAUUCAUAUCUAAGAGUAAACUAUACGCAGCUAGCAGAUUCAUAUCUAAGAGUGAACUAUACGCAGCUAGCAGAUUCAUAUCUAAGAGUAAACUAUACGCAGCUAGCAGAUUUAUAUCUAAGUCAUAUCUAAGAGUGAACUAUACGCAAAUAGCAGAUUCAUAUCUAAGUCAUAUCUAAGAGUGGACUAUACGCAGCUAGCAAAUUCAUAUCUAAGUCAUAUCUAAGAGUGAACUAUACGCAGCUAGCAGAUCCAUAUCUAAGUCAUAUCUAAGAGUGAACUAUACGCAGCUAGCAGAUUCAUAUCUAAGUCAUAUCUAAGAGUGAACUAUACGCAGCUAGCAGAUUUAUAUCUAAGUCAUAUCUAAGAGUGAACUAUACGCAAAUAGCAGAUUCAUAUCUAAGUCAUAUCUAAGAGUGGACUAUACGCAGCUAGCAAAUUCAUAUCUAAGUCAUAUCUAAGAGUGGACUAUACGCAACUAGCAGAUUCAUAUCUAAGUCAUAUCUAAGAGUGAACUAUACGCAAAUAGCAGAUUCAUAUCUAAGUCAUAUCUAAGAGUGAACUAUACGCAACUAGCAGAUUCAUAUUUAAUUCAUAUCUAAGAGUGAACUAUACGCAUCCAGCAGAUCCAUAUCUAAGUCAUAUCUAAGAGUGAACUAUACGCAGCCGUACAACUCCACCCUCAUGACGAUGGCAAGCCUCCAAGUCUUCACCAUGAAUCGGACGUAACGUGUAACGAGUCGCUCGGCCAGUGUAUGAGUAACUAUGCCAUCCAAGUUGGAAUUUCCAGGAAAAAUCUGCCAAAAAAAAAAAUAAAUAAUCACAUUUUUGCUCAACUUGUACGCAGCAGCUCACAACAGUCAGUUUUUAUUACUCUGAUCAAUCGGGCUUUUACUUCUCUAACCUUCCCAAAUCUUUAAUACCCGUCCCCCUCCCAGUUCCUACUACAAAAGCUGCUUCUUCAUCCCCACCCCACCCCAGAAUUCUAUGAGUAGCAAUGCAAGUUUCAAGUUUUAUUUGCCACAUAUUUACAAUAAGUACAUUAAAUAUAUAAUUAAUUAGACGAAUACAUGGCGAGGAGGACCAUAAAAUCACAAGGCUUAUACGAGACAGUCCUCCCCAUUUAUAAGAAAAAAUACAUAUACUAAGUCAUGGCUAAAUAUAAAUAAGGAGAUUACAUACUAAUAUACCUGAACUAUGAUUUUAUAUAUAAAAAACAACAUCACAUACACACAUACAAAAAGUCAAAAAAAGGAAAAAAUAUAUACUAGCUGAGAAGAACAGUUUUAAGGCUAGUCAAAAAAAAAACCAAAGUAGUUGCAGACUGAGUAUCAAUGUCUAGGGAAUUAUAAAAUGCAGGCCCUUGAUAUCUAAGUGCAAAUUUGCGUAUGUUUUUUUUCUGCAUUUAGGGAUGUGAAAUAGCUUAGCACGUCUUGUAUUGUAAUUAUGAAUUUGAGAAUUGAGAAAAAAUAUAUUGUCAAAGUAUCGAGGAAGUAUUUUAGUCUUAAAUUGAAACAUUAGCUUGCCAAUAUGAAAUAAAUAAAUGCAGUGAAAUUUCAAAA